AUGCAGUUCCCCAAGUUUGGUGGCAAAAGCGUCGAGCACAACGACCAUACGGAUCAGUCCCAUCCUUCUACCCCGGAUUCUGGCUCCGAUGUUAUCGCCGAGCAGAAGGUCACCUUUGCCGCCUGCUUUCUAGGUCUUGUUGCCUCUAUUGGUGGUUUCAUGUUCGGUUAUGUCAGUGGUCAAAUCUCCGGUUUCUUCCUCAUGGAGGACUACGCCCAGCGCUUCGGUGAACUUCAGUCCGAUGGUUCCUACAUCUUCUCUGCUGCCCGCCAGGGUACCAUUGUCGGUCUUCUCUGCGUAGGCUGUCUCGUUGGUGCUCUCACUGCCGGCAAGCUCGCCGACACCCUUGGUCGCCGCCUGACCAUCUCCGCCUUCGCCUUCUGGUCUUGCGUCGGUAUCGUCAUCGAGAUCUCUUCCCAGUCCAAGUGGUACCAGUUCGCCAUUGGCCGCCUUGUCAACGGUGUCGGUAUCGGUGCCCUUUCCGUCGUCGUCCCCAUGUAUCAGUCCGAGUCUACCCCCGCCAUCAUUCGUGGUGUCAUUGUCUCUACCUACCAGUUGUUCAUUACCCUUGGUAUCUGGACCGCCGAGAUCAUCAACUGGGGCACCGAGGCCAAGGCCGGCAGCGCUUCCUGGCGCAUUCCCAACGGCAUCGGCUUCGCCUGGGCCCUGAUCCUCGGUGCCGGUAUCCUGCUUCUCCCCGAGUCGCCCCGUUACGCUUUCCGCCAGGGCCGUGAGGACGAGGCCCGUCGCACCAUCGCCAAGCUCGCUGGUGUUGAGCCCAACUCCCCCUCCGUCAACGUCCAGAUGGAAGAGAUUGCCGCCAAGGUCGCUGAGGAGAGUGCUGGAGCCGACACCUCUAUCUGGGAGAUCUUCACCGGUCCUCGCAUGUUUUACCGUACCAUGCUCGGUAUUGUGCUUCAGGCCGGCCAGCAGCUCACUGGUGCCAACUUCUUCUUCUACUUUGGUACUACCGUUUUCUCCGCCACUGGUCUCAGCAACAGUUACGUUACCCAGCUCAUUCUCGGCUCCGUCAACGUUGCCUGCACUUUCGGCGGUCUGUGGGUUGUCAAGAACUGCGGCCGCCGCAAUGCCCUCAUUGUCGGUGCUCUGUGGAUGAUGGCCUGCUUCUUCGUCUACGCCUUCGUUGGUCACUUCGCUCUUGACCACGUCAAUCCCCAGAACACUCCUCAGGCUGGCGCUGUUCUUGUCGCCUUCUCCUGCUUGUUCAUCGCCGGUUUCGCUACUACCUGGGGUCCUCUCGUCUGGGCCGUCGUUGCCGAGCUCUACCCUGCCCGCUACCGUGCUCCCGCCAUGGCUCUGGCCACUGCUUCUAACUGGCUCUGGAACUUCCUCAUGUCCUUCUUCACCCGCUACAUCACCGACGCCAUUGACUACCUUUACGGUCUCGUCUUUGCCGGCUGCUGUGCCGCGCUUGCCGUCAUUGUCUUCUUCUUCGUCAUCGAAUCCAAGGACCGCUCUCUCGAGGAGAUCGACACCAUGUAUGUGCAGCGUGUCAACCCCAUCACCUCGGCCAAGUGGAACGGCCACAACGCCAAGCGCGGCCACGAGUCCGCUUCCGCCAGCGAUGCCGAGAAGAACGAGGCUACUGCUUAG
Messenger RNA from Colletotrichum truncatum, 1614 nucleotides. Its product is annotated as hexose transporter-like protein. The record is from RefSeq and is a predicted model, not a curated record. Gene Ontology annotation, biological process: carbohydrate transport; transmembrane transport. NCBI's taxonomy places the organism in Eukaryota, Fungi, Ascomycota, Sordariomycetes, Glomerellales, Glomerellaceae. Gene Ontology annotation, molecular function: carbohydrate:proton symporter activity. Gene Ontology annotation, cellular component: plasma membrane.